Messenger RNA from Linum tenue, 523 nucleotides. Lineage: Eukaryota; Viridiplantae; Streptophyta; Magnoliopsida; Malpighiales; Linaceae. The record is from the annotation of a GenBank genome assembly.
CCAACCGUUUAAAUUAUAUUUCUAUUUUUUCUUUGAACACAAUUUUGUACAAAAAUAAAGCAUGAUGAGGGGAAAAUUGGAUCCCGAGCUCAUCAGUUCCGCGAUGGAAUGGAACAAUUUCCUUUCUCCGAACCCUAAGAUCGUAAUAGGCGAGACCCCCAAUCCCCGAGAAAAAUCAUGGUCUUUGCCUCUCUUUCUCUGAUCUCUACAGUUUGAAACUUAGAUCUAUAUUAGAUCUACUCAGAUGAACCAUCGUGUUCGGCUAUAUCUCCUCUUCCGACGGGAGUUUGAGCUUCAAGAAAUCCAGUUCCGAACGCCAUUACCCGUCCCUCUGGUUCCCCAUCUUUUCAUUCUCGUCCGCUGGUUAGAACUCCUGCAUUUGAUUUUCGCUUUCUCUCUGUUUUUGUUUAGGUUUUCGGCGAAGUCUCUCUCGGUUGCGCUGUCGGCCUCUAGCACGGAGGCGAAGUCUGCAAGCUUUGAAACUGAAGACGGAGAUGAAUUUCGUGCUUGUUGUGUGCGCUGA